Lolium perenne is the source of this 830-nucleotide messenger RNA. Lineage: Eukaryota; Viridiplantae; Streptophyta; Magnoliopsida; Poales; Poaceae. The record is from RefSeq and is a predicted model, not a curated record.
CCUUCGCUCGCACAACCAACAACACACUACACACAGCUAAGUAGCAGGAGCAACCAAGUCCGGUGACACUAAAGAAGAUACCAGCAGCGAGCUGAGUGAGCAGCUGGAUGGUGGCAACGAUGAGGCCAUCUGCCUUGCCGCUCUGCUUGCUCUUAGCUCUCGUCGUCGCCAAUGUCGCUAGCCUCGCUGAUGGAAGGGUUCAGGUGAUGACUGACCCCAAGGCGCCGGAGCCGGAGCCCAAACCUGAGCCACAGCCUGACCCGAAGCCUGCGCCGCAGCUUGACCCCAAACCCGACCCUAAACCAGUGCCAAAGCCUGAUCCUAAACCAGCGCCCAAGACCGACCCAAAACCCAAAAAGGACCCAAAACCAUCGCCGCAGCCUGACCCCAAAACAGACCCACAGCCUGACCCUAAACCCACGCCUAAGCCCAAGCCCGGCCCUGAGCCGGCGCCACAGCCUGGCCCCAAGCCACCCCAGCCGCCGGAACACGUGGCGUCGGAGCCGCCAAAUUCGCCCAACUGAUGCCUCAUGGGAGCCUCGUCCGCAGCAGCUAGCAUUUGAAAUAAGUGGCAGCAGGCAGCUUGAUUACUCUCCUAGCUGGGUGAUGGAGGACUAGCUUGCUUGCAUUGUUUGGGUUGCCACCUUAAUCAGUAGUAGCACUAGCAUUUGGAUGUGUUUUUAAUUAAUCCUGACUGAGCUUGUUCGGCUCAGCCACGCAUGUGUAUCUCGUUUGGGUUGUAUCUCAGCAUUUGUGUCACUACUUCACUUGUUUUUGUCAACAUGUUUCCGUCCUUCACUUGUUCUUGAAUAAAAACAUUUCAGUUCCAA